Messenger RNA from Anthonomus grandis grandis, 3950 nucleotides. RefSeq names its product zinc finger MYM-type protein 1-like. Lineage: Eukaryota; Metazoa; Arthropoda; Insecta; Coleoptera; Curculionidae. The record is from RefSeq and is a predicted model, not a curated record. Gene Ontology annotation, molecular function: protein dimerization activity. The transcript has 4 exons. Bases 1576 to 3738 code for a protein of 720 amino acids.
UAAAUGAAUAAAAAAAAAGAAUUCUUUUCUUAUUUACUACAUGGAUACACUAUAAAAAAACAUUCAUUUAUUGACAUUGGUGAUUCUCAUAGCUUUCUUCUUGUCUUAAAAUUCAAUAUGAGCCUAAAGUAAUUUCAUUUUGAUACUCUUGAUAACCUUUAAAUCUAAAUUUAAAAGCUCAACAGUGUGUUCUGAAUGGUUAAGUUGAUACAACAAUCCAUUCAGUCUGAUGACCUGUUGUCAGUUGUUUCAAUAACCAUCAAGCUCUAUCAUCAAAAUUAAUAAAUAUAAAUUGAGCUACAAUAGACCUAGUCUAUUGUAGUACUAUAGUCUCAGUGGAGGGACACAAGGUGCCCCACUCACAAUACAAACCUAACCUAACCUAUCAUUAAACCCAUAAUACAACCUGCCGCACAUUAAGUCAUGAUCUAUGACAUUAAAAGUAGUUUUGUAAUUUUUUUAAAUUUAUUUAUUGUCCAACAGGAAAAUCCCAAUACAAAAGACAAUUAUGAGAAAUAUGAUAACAAAAAAAAAAAACUCAACUAGAGUAGUACACAAUAGAAAAAAAAAUUCAGAAAAAACUGACCCAAAACACCUCCAGCCCACCUAAUCCUGAUCAAAUCAAGAAUUUUCAUGAAUUGAAUCACCUUUUUUUUCAAAGUGGUUGUAGAGCCAUUAAAAAAGUCAAUGUUAUUCUCACUAUUUAGUGUGUUAAAUCAUGAACAGGCUCGGUAUAAAGGAGGAUUUCUGCUCAAGUUGGUAAGGGUAUUCUUAAGAUAAAAUUGAACUGACCUUCUUGUGUGUAUAGGAGAUACAAAAAAAUUUAAUUCAUCCAAAAGGUCUGGAGCACCAAUUUUAUGGCAGCAGAGUUUUAAAACUGCUAUGGUUGUGCUAUGACUUCCUUGAAAACCUGAUUGAUGUUUAGUAAAAAACCAAUUGGAAUCAAAAAUACACUGUUAUCUGGAUAUACAUUGCCUUCUCCAAAAUUUUAGAAAGGAUCAGGGACAGGGAAGCAAACUGUCUUAUAUCUGAAAAAAGUAGCUGGAUUAGAACAAGUUGUUGGCACAUUCCACAGACUAGGAAAAUAACCUCUCAAGACCACAGUUAAUAAAGUGGACAGUGUCAGAUGGAAGUGACCUCUAAAUGUUUUAGUUAAUUUUUUGAAAUACACUACAGAAAGCUUGGUUUAUUUUCUCUGAAUCUGCUAAAUUUGGAGGAAUAUUAAAGACUUCAUUUAUCAGAGUACAAACGAUAAGCAUUUGGCAUCAAUCGCAUCAGAGAUGUUGCAAGCAAACAAACUACGCAUAGUUCCACGGCAAUGCUAAUUCUAGCCUUUCAAUUAAUCUAAGGAAGGAGGUGUGGCAACUCGUCAGAGGAGGCAACGGACACUUUAUUAUACAAAAAUUUUUCAUAAAGCUUUUCCUUUUACAUAAAAACAUUUCUUUCAAAAAAUACUGACCAUGUCUUUGAUUAGUUCCAUUGUUAAAAAAAAAAUAAGACGUUCCUUCUUUUGUGUUGUGUUUGGUAAGUUGUUUUUUAUAAUUUGUAUAUUGUUAUAAAUAUUUUGCAGCAAAAAUGGAUAUAUUAGAUGAAAUUAAAAAUGCUGAAGAUAUAAUCGACUGGCUGCUCAACAAUAAUUUUAAUUCUUUAAAUUUUGAUAACAAAUGUUAUAUAAUUAAAGCCUUAGGAAGACCAAAACCAAAUUUAAAGUCGAUUAAAUCGUCAGAUAUUCGUCAAAAUCGGGGAUUUAGUGUAAAUUGGUAUACCAAAUGUGAUUGGUUAACUGCAUCCGUCAAAAAAGAAAAACUUUUUUGCUGGCCUUGUUGUUUAUUUUCAUUACAAAGCGAAUCUGCAACGUGGUCUAAAAUAGGAUACUGUGAUUUAAAAAAUUUACCUCGUUCUGCAGAAAGGCAUUCUAAAUCUAAAGAGCAUAUAUUUUCGUCUUGCAAAUUAAAACUUUUUGGGAAGCAGAAUAUGGUGACUGAAGUGAAUACAGCUCAAAAGAAAAGAAUAAUUUCUUAUAAUAAUCAGAUUCGGGAAAAUCGGUCAAAUUUGAAACAACUUAUCGAUGCAACGAUGUAUUUAGCGUCGCAAGAAUUGGCUUUUUCCAUACACGAUGAAGUCGAUGAUUACAUUAAUCGCGACAAUUACAAGGAACUUUUAUUAUUGUGGGGUAAAUAUGACUCAAGAUUAGAUAUUUUUUUAAAUGGAACUAUUUUUUCAGGAACUACGGCCCAAACGGUCCAAAAUGAGCUUAUAGAAAGUAUCUCAUAUGUUAUUCAAGAUAGCAUAAGAACAGACAUUCAAGAUAUUUCUUUUUUUGCAUGGGAAAUUGAUGAAAUCAGAGAUAUUUCUUGUGGUUCCCAACUUUCAAUCAUUUUUAGAUAUGUUAAUGAUGGUAAAGUGAUAGAGCGAUUUAUGGGAUUUCAUGAUGUUUCGUCUUGCCGCACCACAGAUGAUUUAUUUAAUUUUUUGCUCAAUAAAUGCGACAAAUUUAAUUUUAGGCAGAAACUAAUUGCACAAACUUAUGAUGGCACUGCUGCCGUGGCGAGUCAUAUAAACGGUUUGCAAACUAAAAUAAAAUCUAUAGCGCCUCGAGCACUUUUUACACAUUGUCAUGCUCAUGAACUAAAUUUAGUAUUAAUUAAAGAAUGUAAUAAUAUAAAAGAUUGUCGCAUAUUUUUUUCAAAUUUGUCUGGAUUUGUGGCCUUCUUUUCUAAAUCUACUGAAAGAAGUUACAUUUUAAAUGAAAUUUGCGGCAACCGAAUGCCUACUUUUGCUGCCACGUGUUGGAAUUCUACAUCUACAGCAGUAUUUUCAGUACACUCAAAUAAAGAUAAAUUAAUCGAUGUUUUUGAUUAUAUUCUAAAUAGUGACGAUUUUAAACACGAUGACAAAACCAUCAGAGAGGCACAAGGUUUAAAAUAUAUUUUAAAAGACCACAAAUUUUGUUUCUUGCUGGAAAUAUUUAAAUUAAUUUUUGAGCAUACAGACGGCGUUUUUUCAAUUUUUCAAAAUAACUCGAUAUCUAUCAGUUACUCAAAACAACGUUUAAAUAAUUUAACCGACAUUUUGACGCAUAUUCAAAAUAAUGAUAAUUUUUUAAAUAAUAUUUUCGAAUUAAUAAACCUCGAACCUCCUCUGAAAAAAAUAAAAACCGAUUUGAACCUACCUGAUUUACGAGAAAAUUAUAAACAGAUAUAUAUCGAAAUAUUGGACACCAUCAAUAUGCAAAUUAAAGUUAUAUUUGCCGAUUUAAGUAAAUUGGGUUUUUUUGAUUUAUUAUUAUUUAAAAAAUUUUCAUCAUAUUUAAAAGAUUUUCCCGAAGAAAUGUAUAACGACUUAUUAAGUCAAUAUCCUUUUGAUGCUAUUCAAUUAAAAAAUGAGUUAGUUGUAAUGUACAGCGACCCCCAAAUGUUUGGAAGUUGCAAGACCCCCUUUGAAUUACUAAAUUUUAUGUUUCGAAAUAAUUUACAUGAAUGUAUGCCAGAGUUAUUUAGAUUUAUUUCUAUUGUUUUAACUAUUCCUAUAACGCCGUCAGUUGAGAACAAAUAUUCAGCACUGAAAAGAAUUAAAACUUACAGUCGCAAUACGAUGAGUAAUAUAGCUCUUCUUUCAAUCGAAAAAGAGUAUAUUAAAAAGCUUGUAAUAAAUCCCAAAUUUUAUGAAGAUGUAAUAGACCAUUUUGCAAAUUCAAAAAAUAGAAAUCUACCCCUUAUUUUUAAAUCAGAAGUAUAAUUUAUUUUUUACAAAAGAAAGUUAGGUACACUAGUGAUUAAGUUUAAUUGAUAUUUUUUAUAUUUAAGUCCUCUACCAAAGUUUUUAAUUAUGUUUUGUGUAUUUAAAAAUGAUGCUAUACCCAAGAAAUUCGCCGAAAAUUAUUAUUAUAGUGUUCUUUUAAACUAGCUUAUAAGAUUAUGCCCUAGUAAGUGACCAAGGUUUUUGGCUAU